This is a messenger RNA of Fundulus heteroclitus (mummichog), 2873 nucleotides long. RefSeq names its product protein NLRC3. The transcript is spliced from 8 exons. The coding region runs from base 347 to 2812 and encodes 821 amino acids. NCBI's taxonomy places the organism in Eukaryota, Metazoa, Chordata, Actinopteri, Cyprinodontiformes, Fundulidae. The record is from RefSeq and is a predicted model, not a curated record. Gene Ontology annotation, molecular function: protein binding.
UGGCAACUUUCUUUUCUCUUAGAGCUUUUUCUCCAUAACCCUUGAAAGCACCAACCGCUCCGGGGUCUCUGCCCUCAUGCUGCAGGGGCGAUGCUUCAUACGCAGCACUUACAGGACAGGUUGCCAGUGACAGCCGUCAUGUUUGUUUUCGCUCAUUCUCCGCAGAAGGUUCCAUUUAUUAAACGAUCCAUGGAUUCACAGAUGCAUGAUGGGACACGCAGACACGCACCACCCGAUUGGCUGGCUGAGGACAAAAGGACGAAGGGACUGCUGUUGUGGUGAUCAGACUCCUUUAAGGAGAGGUGAAGGUAUAAAGCAUAAGACCUGAUGUGGAUGUGAAUUCAGCAUGGACCAGUGUGAUGACAGAGAGGAGGCAGUCCCUCACUCUGAAACCACUCUGUGUGGGGAACAUGAGAGCCAGAGCAAAGUUCAGUGGAAACAACCUGAAAAAGAGCCUGAACCCAGUUGUGUCUCAUUUAAAAGUGACAUGUCAAUGCUGCUGCCUUUGACUUUUAAACAAAGUGAUUCAUCUGAUAAACAUCAUCAUCAUGCUGCACUGUGGGACGAGGAUGAAGAGCAAAUGAGGAGCAACAGAGGUGCCUUGAUGAAGAGCACACUGAAUGUCCAGGAGGAGCAGCUGGCUGACCAUCUGCAGAGCAAGCUUGUGUCCCAAGUUUGUCGUGAAAAUUUUCAAUCAUCUCAGAAGAAGAGGUUCCAGUACAUGUUUGAGGGGAUCGCUAAAGCAGGAAGUCCAACCCUUCUGAACCAGAUCUACACAGAGCUCUACAUCACAGGGGGAGGGACUGGAGAGGUCAAUGAUGAACAUGAGGUCAGACAGAUUGAAACAGCAUCCAGGAAACCACACAGACCGGAAACAACCAUCAGACAAGAAGACAUCUUUAAAGUCCCACUUGGAAGAGAUCAACCAAUCAGAACAGUGAUGACAAAGGGAGUGGCUGGCAUUGGGAAAACAGUUUUAACCCAGAAGUUCACUCUGGACUGGGCUGAAGGCAAAGUCCACCAGAACAUCCAGUUCAUUUUUCCAUUCACCUUCAGAGAGCUGAAUCUUCUGAAAGAGAAAAAGUUCAGCUUGGUGGACCUUGUUCAUCACUUCUUUACUGAAACCAAAGAAAUCUGCAGCUUUGAACACUUCCAGGUUCUGUUCAUCUUUGAUGGUCUGGAUGAGAGUCGACUUCCUCUGGACUUCCAGAACCAGGAGAUCCUGACUGAUGCUACAGAGUCCACCUCAGUGGAUGUUCUGCUGACAAACCUCAUCAGGGGGAAACUGCUUCCCUCUGCUCGCCUCUGGAUAACCACACGACCUGCAGCAGCCAAUCAGAUCCCUCCUGAGUGUGUUGACAUGGUGACAGAGGUCAGAGGGUUCACUGACCCACAGAAGGAGGAGUACUUCAGGAAGAGAUUCAGAGAUAAGGAGCUGGCCAGGAGGAUCAUCUCCCACAUGAAGACAUCACAAAGUCUCCACAUCAUGUGCCACAUCCCAGUCUUCUGCUGGAUCACUGCUACGGUUCUGGAGGACGUGUUGGAGAUCAAAAAGAGAGCAGAGCUGCCCAAGACCCUGACUGACAUGUACAUCCACUUCCUGGUGGUUCAGACCAAAGUGAAGAAGGUCAAGUAUGAUGGAGGAGCUGAAACGGAUCCAGACUGGACCCCAGAGAGCAGGAAGAUGAUUGAGUCUCUGGGAAAACUGGCUUUAGAUCAGCUGCAGAAAGGAAAUCUGAUCUUCUAUGAAUCAGACCUGACAGAGUGUGGCAUUGAUAUCAGAGCAGCCUCGGUGUACUCAGGAGUGUUCACACAGAUCUUUAGAGAAGAGAGAGGGCUAUACCAGAACAAGAUGUUCUGCUUUGUCCAUCUGAGUGUUCAGGAGUUUCUGGCUGCUCUUCAUGUUUAUCUGACCUGCAUGAACUCUGGUGUUAAUCUGUUGGAGAAACAAGAAACAGCUGAGAACUCUGAAAUGUCUGAUACCAAGUCAAUAAAUUUUUACCCGAAUGCUGUUAACCAGGCUUUGCAGAGUCCAAACGGACAUCUUGACAUGUUCCUCAGAUUCCUUCUGGGCCUUUCAAUGGAGACCAACCAGACUCUCCUAAGAGGUCUGAUCAAAAAGCCAGAACGUAGCCCAGAUACUAACCAGAAAACAAUCAAUUACAUCAAGAAGCAGAUCAGAGGAAAUCUGCCUGCAGAGAAAAGCAUCAAUCUGCUGCAGUGUCUAAAAGAACUGAAUGAUCGUUCUUUAGUAAAAGAGAUCCAGGAUUCUCUGAAAUCAGGACAUCUUUCAUCACCUAAACUGUCUCCUGCUCAGUGGUCAGUUCUGACCUUCAUCAUACUGGAGAAGAUGAAGACCUCAUCAGAAGAACUGGAUGUGUUUGACCUGAAGAAAUAUUAUGCUUCAGACGAGGCUCUUGAGGGGCUGUUUCCUCUGGUUGAAACCACUAAAACAAUUCUGCUUAGUGGCUGUAACCUUUCAGACAGAAGUGUUGAUCUUCUGUCCUCUGCCCUCUGCUCUCCGGCUUCUUGCCUGAAGGAUCUGGACCUCAGCAACAACGACUUGAAGGAUUCAGGAGUGAAGCUACUGUCAGCUGGACUGGAGAGUCCACAAUGUAAACUGGAAACUCUCAGACUGUCCGGUUGUCUAAUCACAGAGGAAGGCUGUUCUUUUCUGGCAUCAGCUCUGAAAUCCAACCCCAACCAUCUGAGAGAGUUGGACCUGAGCUACAAUAACCCAGGAGAAGCUGGGAUGAAGUUAUUUUCUUUUGGACUGGAGGAUCAACACUGCCGACCAAAGACUCUUAUGUAAGGACAUCUACAGCUACAGGAAAUAUCCAAGAAAAUCUUGAAGCAUUUUUAUUUUCCUUUAC